Messenger RNA from Melanotaenia boesemani (Boeseman's rainbowfish), 1551 nucleotides. Its product is annotated as GTP-binding protein Rhes-like. The transcript has a single exon. The coding region runs from base 256 to 882 and encodes 208 amino acids. Lineage: Eukaryota; Metazoa; Chordata; Actinopteri; Atheriniformes; Melanotaeniidae. The record is from RefSeq and is a predicted model, not a curated record. Gene Ontology annotation, molecular function: GTP binding; GTPase activity.
UGACAGGCAUUUAAUAAGCAACUUUUAGCAGCUGAACAGGGAGCCAUUAUCAGCUAAAAUAACCAACAGGUGAGAAAACAAAAGAAGUCAAGAAGAAGACUCUCGUGGGGAUAUUUUUGUGGAAAAUUAUUUAAAAAGCCAGUAAAAGGUGUUGACAUUUGUAGUUUUUGUAACUGCUGUGAGGAACUGAUUGCACUACUGAACUGAAUCGUUUUGAGGGCAUUUCAACUCAGUCUGGCUAAAAAAGACGCAACUAUGUCUCUUGAGGUGAAGGAGAAGACGCAGGUGCGUGUUGUAUUUCUGGGAGCAGCAGGGGUAGGCAAGACCGCCCUGAUCAGACGCUUCCUCCAAGACUCGUUUGAGCCAAAACACAGACGCACCGUGGAGGAGCUGCACAGCAAGGAGUAUGACAUUGGUGGAGUCAAAGUCACGGUGGAGAUUUUGGACACCAGUGGCAGCUACUCCUUCCCUGCCAUGCGCAAGCUCUCCAUCCAGAACAGCGACGCCUUCGCUCUGGUGUACGCCGUGGACGACCCCGAGUCGCUGGACGCUGUCAAGAGCCUCCGAGACGAGAUCCUGGAGAUCAAGGAGGACAAGUACACGCCGAUCGUGGUGGUGGGGAACAAGGUGGACCGAGAGGAGGAGCGUCAGGUGUCGUCUGAGGAUGUGCUGGCGACCGUGGAGAUGGACUGGAACAACAGUUACCUGGAAGCUUCUGCGAAGGAGAACGCCAACGUGAUGGAGGUGUUCAAGGAGCUUCUGCAGCAGGUGAACCUUCCCAGCCGCCUGAGCCCGGCGCUCCGCAGGCGCAGGGAGACCUUUCCGAAAGACACCGACUUCCGGCCACCCAUGAACAAAACCAACAGCUGUAUUCUGUCGUAAUGAGAGGCAGAGGUUGGAAGCUGGAUGAGGAUGUAGAGGAAAUGUUGUGUAACUCAGUUCUGCUGGACAGAGAGAGUGAGGAAAAAAAGAAAAGAGACUGGAUUUCAUUCAUUAUCAGUUACAGAAAUGCCUGACCGACCCUGGACCAACAAAGACAAACAGUUCACAUCUGAGAGGAUGAGGAUGAAACCUAACCCUGGCCAUGUUAUUACUACUCAGCUGUUCAACUUAACGUGUUGUUGUUGCUGCUUUUCUUGGUGAUAUGCUGCUGAUGUUUAGAUCAAUUUAUUGCUUUUGAAUAAAAGAAAAAAAAAAACAACAUUUUGUAACAGACAAAGUGAAAACAGUCUCUGUGUCGUGUUCUGUAAAACUUGUAUUUCUCAUUUAUUAAUUUAAUAAAAACAUGUAGCACAUCAUAUGUUUACAAUUUUUAAUUUAAAUGUAUUUUUUAUUUUCUAUUGAGCAUGACAUGGCAUUUAUGUCUAUUCAAGUAGUAAAAUAAUAUUAAACUGUAAAUGAAUUUUUCUUUUUGGAAUUUAAAACCUUUUUUGUUGUCUUUUUAUAUAUAAAUAUCACCUAUACAAUACUUUUUUUAAUACUGUACCCACUUCUCCACUGUUCUGGCCAUGCAAUCUUGAUGUAAAUGUUAAAUAAAAGGAAACAGGACAA